This is a messenger RNA of Pelobates fuscus (common spadefoot toad), 2933 nucleotides long. RefSeq names its product ceramide kinase-like. Gene Ontology annotation, molecular function: ceramide kinase activity. The transcript is spliced from 13 exons. The coding region runs from base 569 to 2113 and encodes 514 amino acids. NCBI's taxonomy places the organism in Eukaryota, Metazoa, Chordata, Amphibia, Anura, Pelobatidae. Gene Ontology annotation, biological process: phosphorylation; ceramide metabolic process. The record is from RefSeq and is a predicted model, not a curated record.
ACGGCAAUCGCUACCCUUGUUGUGUACACAAACAUGCAAGUGCAUCUCAACCACAUCUCCAAACCUAAACAAAUCAGUAUGUGUAUCCCUAUACUGUCAUGUACUCGUGUUUGUAACAGUAACCGCAUGUGGGAGUGUUUAGAGGCUGCGGGGGAGGAUAUAGAGGAGGAGAAACUGGUCGGGCAGCUAUAGGUAGAAGGAACAGGGAAUUUUUUAAGACACUGGAAAAAAAAAAUCUGUGACAUUCUACACCUGACCAGCCUGAGGACAUGUAGCUUAUAGGGUAAUGCUAAUAUUUAAGCAGCCGGCAACCUCAGUGAGGACAUGAAAUGUAGAACGUCGACAUUGAGAUAUACAAUCUAGCCAGUGUUUAUUCAUGUGUCCAUAUUGAUAUACAGCAAGGGAAAAGGUAUCUUCGUAAAACUGAAAGCAGAUUAAAGAUCAAAUAAUAAAUGGACUGAACUGAGAGGACACGACUACUAGGAAACGCCGUACUGACCAACAUACUGGAGACCUGUGUUUUAUCCCCAGCAGCUGAAGAAGCUCUUUGUGCUACGUCCAGCCAACCAUGCGAGAAUACGGGAUGGAGGCUUUGAUGCGGGUAAAAGGAUAUGAAAUGCUCGUGGUGCUCCGGGAUAACACCCUGAAUUGGGUCACCCACAAGAAAUCCACCUGGAGAAAAAAGGGUCCUAGUGGUUCCGUGCCAGUCAACGAAAUUAUUCUAGCUCAUCUGGGGGAUUGCAAACAGAGAGGAAAGAGCAUCAGUACUCCUAGUACCCAGUUCACAGUGUACCAUGUAUCCAGAAGGUCUGCUCAGCGCUGGAUCGUUCAAGCCGUCACCUUCACAGCUCCAGACGCCCAGGUGGCAAACAGCUGGGUGCAGACUCUGCAGGAACAGAUACAUCCAAGUGGGAACACAAGACCACAAAGGCUGCUGGUGUUUAUCAACCCCUAUGGUGGCAGAGGAAAAGCUUCAAAGGUGUUCAGAAAAAAAAUAUCUCCUCUCUUCCAGCUGGCCGGAAUUGAGACGGAAGUGAUCGAAACCACCCGGGCAAAUCAUGCCAGAGACUUCAUCCUGGAGGAAGAUCUGCAGAAAUAUGACGGUGUGGUGUGCGUUGGGGGUGACGGAAUGUUCAGCGAGUUGUUACAUGGACUAGUGACACGGACGCAGAGGGACAGCGGCAUCUGUGAGAAGGAUGAGAACUCUGCACUUACAGCCUGCAGACUGCGCAUAGGGAUUAUACCGGCAGGUUCCACUGACUGUGUGUGUUUUGCCACCGUUGGAAUCAAUGACCCUGUGACAUCAGCGUUGCAUAUUAUUAUAGGGGACACACAGCCUAUGGAUGUCUGCGCGUCAUACCACGCGGAGCAGCUCAAAAGAUUCUCUGUGUCACUGAUCGGUUAUGGCUUCUUCGGGGAUGUCCUCAGGGAGAGCGAGAAGUUGCGUUGGAUGGGUCCUCUCCGAUACGAUGUGUCAGGAUUUAAGAUGGUUCUCCUUAACCGGGCCUAUAGAGGGACUGUAGAAUUUCUUGAAGCAGAUGACGGUUAUUCCAACCCAAGAGACAAUACUCGCUGCAGGACAGGGUGCCUUGUGUGUUCAGAGUCGUCAGAAAAACUGAGAGAAGUGAUGGAAGCAGAAAAUCAUUGUUGUACCUCCAAUAAGUGGAAAAAAGUGAGUGGCUCCUUCGUGGCUAUUAAUGUUACAGGCAUGUCCAGCGCUUGCCCUAAGAGUCAAGAUGGCCUGUCUCCGACAGCACAUCUAGCAGAUGGCACUGCUGACCUCAUCUUGGUGCACAAGUGCAACAUGUUCCGCUUCCUGAGACAUCUCAAAAGACACACGAGUAGCAAAGACCAGUUCGCUUUGCCCUACGUGGAAGUACACCGGAUCCACGCCAUGCGUUUCAUUCCUGACCACGAAGAAAAGGAUGAUACGGAGGAGGACAAUAUCAGGCGAAGAAAGAGCAUCUUUUCAACUCUAUGCAGAGGCACUCCACACACCAGCACAUGGAACUGUGAUGGAGAGAUCUUAGAAUGUGCACAAAUUAGCGUCAGGGUACACCACCAGCUCAUCCAGCUCUUUGCACGAGGUAUUGAAGGCACAUGCGGCAGCUGAAGAAGGACCACCAAGCAUUUUAUUGCUUUAUUUUUUCCUAUUGCACUUGAAUGAAAGGCAUUAAUGCUAUUAAGACCUGGAACUCAGCAUAUCACUAGGUGAAGAAAAGCACGGGCCAGAGGCUGCUGGACAGCAAUCCCAGGAGUAGCCAAACACUGCCACUUAAUAGACACAUACACAGGCUCUUACGAUGACGUUGUUGAUGAAAUUCUUUUGCUUUCUGUGUGAGCAGGGAAAUAUUUCUGCACGGCAAUUAAUUUUUAGAAAUGUGGUCAAAAGGUAGAUCCUUUGGCCAUUGCACCACUGUAUAUACCACAAUGCUUUUCUAGCCUUAAGGUUGCCAAAGCAUUAUUGGAAUUGUAGAACUACAAGUUAGUUUAUGAUUUCACCCCUUAAUGGGGGUCGGUCUUAGACCAAAUCAGUACAAGCCUUUUCCUUAGGAGGUUAGAAUUUAAAAUAUUCAGUUGUUAAAAAAAAAAUAAAAAAAAUUAUAGGUGAUUUUUAUUAUGCUGUACUAGAAUGAGAAUUUUUAGUGAUAGUUUGGUCUCUGAUGGAGAGGGGUGUAGAUCACCUUCUGUUCAUCACUUCAAAUUAUUUUAAUAUUAGUUCAAUAGAAAAAUUUAACUAUAUAUUUGUAUAUAUAUUUAUGUAGGAAUGUUCAACUAGGAUGUGUUACACAAUGUAAAAUAGUAUAGUUUUCCUUUUAUUUGAAACCCAAGAUUCCUUCACGGAAUGCUAAAGGUACAAUUUUACCAGCAGCAAAAGCACAAUGCCCUUAAUCAAACACAUACACAUCCUUUUUAAUAAAUGUUCCCUAUUU